Molecule: messenger RNA, 3272 nt
Organism: Prionailurus viverrinus (fishing cat)
Lineage: Eukaryota; Metazoa; Chordata; Mammalia; Carnivora; Felidae
Gene: GOLM1
Product: golgi membrane protein 1
Exons: 11
Coding region: 538-1758 (406 amino acids)
Cellular component (GO): Golgi apparatus
Source: RefSeq, a predicted model, not a curated record
UUAAAGGCCUAUGACCCCGCAGUACCACUUACUGAAAUUUAUCUCCACCUGUCUGAUUUAUUUCAUCACCUGCAAAAUGGGGGUGACCAGUGCCCCUGUCAGAGCUGAUGGGAAGAUUCAGUGAGCGCUGUAUUUGAAACACUUGAUCAGUGCCUCACGCACAGUAAGCUCCUUGCUGGUUCAGCCUCCCUUCCCAGAGCCCCUGGAAGCCAACUGUGUUUGGAAUUCAGAAUUCAGAGGAUAAUAAGAUGUGCUUAUAUAUCACAUGACAGCCCCAGCAGGGUCAUAACCAGACACUAAUGCUUCUGCAGCAAAACAUACGAAUAUUCACAUGAAGGGAGAAAGAUAAAGACUCUAAGUAGCUUCAGGUACAUGCUUGCUGAUUGCAACUGAUAAUCGAUUUUUAAAAAAAUUAUUUUCCUCUUUCAUCCUGAGAGAGCAGAAGCUGGUGAGGAAGGCACCAGCAGAGGCUGAGGUCAGUUCUGUGCUUCAGCAUUCUGGGGGUGCUUUAUUUCAGAUUCUCGCACAGCCUUUGAGAUGAUGGGCCUGGGAAACGGACGCCGGAGCAUGAAGUCGCCGCCCCUGGUGCUGGCCGCCCUGGUGGCCUGCAUCAUCGUCCUGGGCUUCAACUACUGGAUUGCCAGCUCCCGCAGUGUGGAUCUCCAGACUCGGAUCCUGGAGCUGGAGGGCAGGGUCCGCAGGGCGGCCGCGGAGAGAGGUGCCGUGGAGCUGAAGAAGAACGAGUUCCAGGGAGAGCUGGAGAAGCAGCGGGAGCAGCUUGACCGGAUCCAGUCCAGCCACGACUCGCAGCUGGAGAGCGUCAACAAGAUAUACCAGGAUGAGAAGGCGGUUUUAGUGAAUAAUAUCACCACAGGUGAGAAGCUCAUCAGAACCCUGCAAGACCAGUUAAAGGCCCUGCAGAAGAAUUAUGGCAGGCUGCAGCAGGGUGUUCUCCAGUUUCAGAGGAACCAGACCAACCUGGAGAGGAAGUUCUCCUAUGACCUGAGCCAGUGCAUCAAUCAGAUGAAAGAGGUGAAGGAGCAGUGUGAGGAGCGAAUAGAAGAAGUCACCAAAAAGGGAAAUGAAGCUGUCGCUUCCAGGGACCUGAAUGAAAAAAAGGACCAAGGCCAGCAGCUCCGAGCCCCCGACGAGCCUCAGCCCAGGCCACAGGAAGUCGACGUGCCCCAGGCAGAGGUGCCACCAGUGAAAGGAAACGUGCCCAGCGAUGGCGAGCCCCAGACACCAGCCCCCAGUUCUGAGGUGGCUUUGGAUUUGAGGAGACGAGGUGAGAAAGAGGAGACCAACGAGAUUCAGGCCGUCGGUGAGGAGGCUCUUCGGAGGGACGGGCCGGGGCUGCCGCCAGCACCGCCGGGCCCAGAGCAGGUGGCCGAUGAAGACAGGCCUGCAGGCGGAAGAGGCACUGGGGAAGCGGAGGCGGUGGGCCACACCCCGCGGGCGCCAGCAGCCUUGCUGGAGAGCCCAGAGAACCAGGACACCGAGGACCUAGAGAGGGACCAGCUGGUUGUCCCCGACGGGCAGGAGGAGGAGCAGGACGCUGAUGAGGAAGGGAGAAACCAGCAGAAGCUGGGAGGAGAGGAGGACUACAACAUGGACGAAAAUGAGGCAGAAUCGGAAACAGACAAGCAGGCAGCCCUUGCAGGGAAUGACAGAAAUCUGAAUGUUCUUAAUGCUGAAAAUCAGAAAGGCGACAUGAUAAAUUUACUUGAUCAGCGUGAAAAGAGGAAUCACACACUCUGAAUCGAUUGGAAUCCUGUACUUGAUGUCAGGAUUGAACAGAGAUCACUACAAAAUAUCUGUGAGGGGUUGAAUACUGUGAAAUGUACUAAGUAAAAUACACAUCUAAAGAUGAUUGUUGUGGAGUUUUAAUAUGUAUUUUAUGUAGGAAAAUGGUCUGUUAGGUGGUUUUUGGGGGGUAUUUUUGAAGUGUGUACCAUGGUGUCAAUUUGUCAGCUGAUAGGUAAGAGAAGAUCAACACCAAAAAUAGAACCCAAGGUUUCCUGCAAGUAUGGUGACAGUGGCACUUCUUCUGGAAUGUAACUUCGCUGAAAACAAUCAGAGCCUGUAGGAAGUGUCUGUCUUCUGACACCAAGAAGACCCACCACACCUGGGCAUUCUUCUCUGGUACCUCUGGUGUCCCCAUCACAUGCUGUGCUGAGCAGCAGGUACCAGCCUGGUAUCUCUGUUCUCCCCGAUCAGCAAUGAAUGAUUACUGGUUUAUGUUGUCAUGCGCUCACUUCGGGUUCAUUCUGUGGCCUAGAGCGCAAAACUGUUAACGCAAACAUCACUACCAACAGUUUUAAACAAGUCUGUAGACAGAGACAUUUUGUGAGAAAUUUUUAAAAGACCACUUGUAUAACCUUUGUCAUUAAUGUACAAAAAUGCUUCUAAGUGACUUAUAAUUUGAACAUUUGUGUUCUUACUUUGCUUAGUUAUGUGUGGGCAAAGCAAAAUUGUCUCUAAGAAGUCCGUAUUACCAAGAGCCACAAACGGAUUGACUUGCCACUACAGGGGCAGCAGCAGAGCUGUUCCUGGGGCUUUGGCAGAGCAUGGAGGGCAGCAAGGCACACGGUGGCGUGUUUACUGUGGACAGACUGCCCGUUCACUACAGGAGGACAGGAAGCUGACGCUUAAGGGUAUAUACAGUUGUUACACAGAUGGAAAGUUUAGAAAGGCCGGAGAAACGCAAGUUGUUUUUGGCAGUCUAUAUGUUUGGCUCGUAGUAGAGGACUAUUUUAAAAAGUGAUUUAAAAAUCAAUGUUAAUUUGAAAAGGACUAAUCCUAAUUCACAUUGAGCUGCUUCUCAGUAUUUCUGCUAAAUAGGCUCUUGCCACUUACGAAUGACUGGCAGAGUCACACUUGUGUGACUCUCAGGCCCUCUAAAGGGCAAGUGGGUGGUGAUGCUUAUUAGGAAAUGGGGGCCCAGAGAAGUUAGAGCCCUGCAGGCCAGACAGCUGGCAAGCUGGACACUGGCCCCUCAGCUGGUCUGGACUCCCCAUACCCCUGGCAGGCCCUGAAGGCAGGACCUGGUUUGUAUUCAGGUUAAGAUCUCCAAUGUGAAUGUUACUCACGUAGGGUAUCUUGUUAAUCACUAAGAUUAAACUCCUCCACCUGGAAAAGGCAAAGAAGGGUGUUAAACACAGUUUUGUAAGGUUUUAUCUAAGUCCUUGUCCAACUUCCCUUUGUGUCUUAGCCUUAGGGCUGAUAGUUUUGCUUUUUCAAUAAUUAAUAAAGUCUCUUCAUUUCACGUUUAA